Messenger RNA from Oppiella nova, 2350 nucleotides. Lineage: Eukaryota; Metazoa; Arthropoda; Arachnida; Sarcoptiformes; Oppiidae. The record is from the annotation of a GenBank genome assembly.
GUUUGAAUGCUGAGCAAUGAUUGGCUGCCACUGAGUGCGAGCCGCUGUGAGUCUGAGGCGAGCAGUGAUUGGCUGAGAGAGUGAAUCAGAGUUUCAGCCAUUUUUGCAGAGUCUUUGUGAGCACUGCUCGCUCUCUAACGCAUUGUUUGUGGCAUUCAUUGAGACAAUGAGCGAAGAAUGCGAACUUGAGGUCGACUUCGAGACGCAGGAAGUGCUCGAAGACGACGACGACAUCGCCGGCUGUCUCGUGGAGACCGAGUUCGCGGCCGUCGAGGAGGAGGUGACGGCCGACGAGGAGUGCGACGAAGAGGAAGGAGUGGACGACGAGUUGGACGACUUGGAGGACGACAACGACGACGACGGCGACGACGAGGAGGCCGUCGAGGAGGAGGUGGUGGUCGGCAGUGACGCCAACGGAGUGCAGGACUUCUUGGAGGAGGAGUUGGAGGACGACGUGGACGACGACGAGGAGACGACGGGCGACGCCUUGACGUCGAUGGCGGCCGACGAGAGCGAGGGAUCUUCGGGCGAACUCGUGAUGGACGCGACGGACGGCAAAGUGGGCGAAAACGAAGUGUUCCAGUGGUCGGCGUUCACAGGACUGCGGGUGAAGACGUUCACAGCGGACGAGUUGGCGGCCUUUCGGCGGCCCUUCGAGUUGGGCUGGAGGCGCGAAGUGGUGUUGAGGGGAACCGUGACGUCUUCGGGGAAGAAGAUCGGAGACGUCUACUACUUCUCGGCCGACAAGAAGACAAAACUGCGCUCUUAUGUGGAAAUGGGACUCUUCUUGAAGCGCUCUUCGAGUGGUUUGGCGCCCGAGAACUUCACGUUCGCGCGACAACCCAUUUAUCGUCCGCCGCAAGAGAUCGUGCGCCACGCGAUGCAAAGGGGCGGAGGCCAACACUUGCUCCACCCCUCGCAGAUCAUCGACUCCGCCCCCUUCACGCCCGCCGCCGCGCAGGAAGCGGCGCCCACUGAGCCGCAGCCGCCUAGUGCGCAGACGUCGCCAUUACAGCGUUCGGCGCGAAACUCGACGGCCAGUGAAUCGGAAGAACAGUUCUCAACGUCUAUUGCGGAGGGAAGAGCGAAGAGGAAGCGGGUGGCGCCCACGCGCUUUGAGGACGAAGACUACUCCGAGUCGCCGCUCAAGAAGAAGGGCCACCGCGAGAGAGGGCCCUCCGGAGGCCCGAACGGCGUGGUGGAGGGCGGCGCGAGUUUGAGUGCGGGCGGAAUGGCUUUGAAGCCGACUUCCGGCGCUUCGGCGAACAAAGCGCUGCCUUCGGGACCGAAACCGCAGUUAAGUCUUCAGGAAAAGCGAAGACAACUCCAACACCAACUCCUGCAACAAGUGCACGAACAGACUAUGAAGAAGGCANCGCUCAAGAAGAAGGGCCACCGCGAGAGAGGGCCCUCCGGAGGCCCGAACGGCGUGGUGGAGGGCGGCGCGAGUGGGAGUGCGGGCGGAAUGGCUUUGAAGCCGACUUCCGGCGCUUCGGCGAACAAAGCGCUGCCUUCGGGACCGAAACCGCAGUUAAGUCUUCAGGAAAAGCGAAGACAACUCCAACACCAACUCCUGCAACAAGUGCACGAACAGACUAUGAAGAAGGCGGCGCUCGAGACGCAGCAAAGGGCGGCCACUGCGGCAGCGCUGAUGCCUAAUGGCGGCGAAAGCGCGUCAGCGGCGCCGGAAACGCAGGAAAAGGAGGAAAAGGAGGCGAAAAGCGACGCAAAGAGCGUUCCGUCGGUUUCGGCGCGAAAGAGUAUCGGCGCUCAGAGAAGCAAAACGGAGGCGAAAACGGAGACGCCUUUGACGCCGAAAGUGGAGGACGAGAGCGACAAGACGACGGAUAAGGCGACGGACGAGACGCCGACAGAAAGCGCGGGAAAAACGGCGGAAAAGGGGGAAAAGCCGACGGAAGCCGAAGUGAAGGCAAGCGAUGCCGUGAGUGGCGCCCCCUGUUCUAUGCACUGUCCCGGACGCCGAGGAAUGCUUCCGAAUCUGAUGUGCAGUCGAUGUUUCUGUUUGUAUCACUUGGACUGCGUUCCCGGCGGCGUCUUUCUGGAGGAGCCGCGAGUCUUCGUGUGUCCUAAUUGUCUCAAACCGGAAGACACGCAGAAAGAGCUGCAAAACGGCAAUUGUCUCGCGAACGGCGACUCCGGAGACGACUCGCAACUCAUUCCUUCGCUUUUCGUGUCUUCGGCGCCGAUUCUCAUCCAAUCGCAGCCGCAGCUGAAGCCGCGCUCCACUUUUGCGCCCAUUUUGCCGAAACCGCCGCAACUCCAGAACCAACAGCUCUACCAACAGAUGCGCCACAAGAAGCACUUCCCGUCCUCUUCGCAGCCGCUCGCG